AAUUCGUCGAUGUGUUUGUUGCUGGGCGAAUUCGCAAGUCGCAAAGGGCGAAAUUAUUAUUUAUUAUAAUUACUUACAACAAUAUUGUAGUAAAUUACUACAAAAAUUCUGGAUAAUGUGCCUACUUUGAUGUCUAAGACGUAAACAUUGGGACGACAGCUUUAAACAUCUGAUAUUGACGGCGUCGGCAACAGGAGAAAUUUUCCAUUUCCCGAAAGUGAAAACUGCAAUAAAAAACAACAAAGACAAAGGGGCGAAGCGAGGACGAUGACCGAGAGCUCAACAAAGGCUGCGUCUGUCGCUUUGUUCAAUAAUUCAAUUGUACAUAAUAAUAGUUGGGAAUCACCUAGGACCAAGAUGAGCAUUCGCACCCGGGCAUUAGUUUUUGCCACAUUCUUUGGCAGCUGUUUGGCUAUUGGUUUGUUGUUAGUUAGCAUGACCACUAAUCAUUGGGUGCGAGCAAAUCCACGGCGCGGGAACUCGACGGAGGCGAACGGUGACGUCAACUUUGGUCUGUUCUAUGGCAAUCAGCAUCUGAAUCCUGGCUUUGGAGUACGCACCUAUCAAGUCGAUGUGUAUGAUUUUAUUCGCACGGAGAACGGCGACACGAGCUUUUGGCUUUGGCUGCUCACCACCCUGGGCACAGGUUUUGGUCUUUUGGCCUGUGCCGUGGCUGCCAUAGCCUCUGUUUUAAAGGCUGCUUCGGCGGCCAAGCGCGGUGGCACUAUGGUUUUGCUUUUGGCUUCCAAUAUAGCAGCGGCAGGCGCUCAAGUUGUCGCCUUUGUGGCCUGGCUUGUGCAGUUCUAUAACUAUCUCAUACACAACGUACUGCUGACUGUACACCAGCAACAACAUUGGUAUAGCAAUGGACUCGCCUAUCUGGGCUAUAGCUUCUACCUGGUCGUUAUCUCGACCCUAGUGGUAUUAAUUAACAUAACCUUAAUAUUGUAUGCCAAACGACGUGAGCAUCGAGAUCUUCAUCGCCUGGAGCCACCCAGUGAAGAUAAGAAUCGGACGGUCAUAAUGUUGUACUAGAGCGCUGGAAAGCGGACACUCUCCGAAAUAAACCUCAACUCGAAACUAUUUGGGAACAAAGCAAGAAAAGAAAUCUCAGCGGCUUAUCUCAGCGAUCUGUGCCUUUUCGCUUGCCACUUUUACUGAAAUUAUACUUAAAUAUCAAAUAUAUAUAUGUAUAUAUAUAUAUACUUGUUUAGUCUAUGAAUCUCCAUGCAAUGGCAGACAACUUCGAUGGAACAGACUCGUAUUUUAUGCAUUUUUAUACUCAAAAGUAUUUUAUAUAACCUACAUACUUAACUUUUUUUACUAUCUUGCAUAAGAAAUGUAAAAAACAAAGUCAUUGUUUACAUAUGCGUAUUGUUAAUCCAAGCGCUCCCUGAAAGUUUUAUAAAAAUAUAUAUGAUUAAACCAAA
This is a messenger RNA of Drosophila willistoni, 1430 nucleotides long. RefSeq lists its product as uncharacterized. The transcript is spliced from 3 exons. The coding region runs from base 268 to 1035 and encodes 255 amino acids. Lineage: Eukaryota; Metazoa; Arthropoda; Insecta; Diptera; Drosophilidae. The record is from RefSeq and is a predicted model, not a curated record.